This is a messenger RNA of Armigeres subalbatus, 706 nucleotides long. RefSeq lists its product as uncharacterized. Bases 1 to 546 code for a protein of 181 amino acids. Gene Ontology annotation, cellular component: protein phosphatase type 1 complex; endoplasmic reticulum. Gene Ontology annotation, biological process: response to endoplasmic reticulum stress. The transcript is spliced from 3 exons. Gene Ontology annotation, molecular function: protein phosphatase regulator activity. The record is from RefSeq and is a predicted model, not a curated record. Lineage: Eukaryota; Metazoa; Arthropoda; Insecta; Diptera; Culicidae.
AUGAUGUCCAAUAGCUCGGGGGUGCGCUCCAGCAGACGCAGGUUAUUAGCUGGGGUUGCCGUAUCUAUCCUUAGAUACGGCGGCCCAGCUUGGGCCUCGGCGCUUAGCGUCGAACGUAACCUGCAGAAGCUGGAGAGUAGGUGUCGACAGAUAUCGGAAUGUAGCGAUGACAGUAUCGUAUUUUGUUACGAGAGCGAUGGAGAGGAUUCCGCCCAUCAGCCCGAUCACGCAUAUGACGAUGAAGAUUAUUCCGAAGAAGAGGGCACGGAUGAAGAAGAUAGCUGUGAUGAAGACAGUGAAGACACCCUGUCACAUCAACCUGAUUCGGGGUUUGAGGAAAAAAAGGUACAAUUCAAUCUGAAGCCGGUAGUACACGUGAUGAGAACAUGGGACUUUGCAUACCGCCAAGCCCGCAAAGGAGAAUGGGAAAUGGCUGCCAGAGAUCGAGAGCGAUUUAAAAAACGGAUCAAAGAAACUGAAAUCAUCCUCUGUCCGGUAUUUGAUCAAAAUUUACGUGAUAAAGUUUAUAGGGAGAGAUUUUGUUAAUGUAAAUAAUUUUAACGUUCUCUUUUUCAACUUCAGUGUGUAACCUAAUAAAUCUAUGCAAAUGUUCUGGCUCCUGGUAUCCAAUGACUUUUCGCAUACAAGUUAUAGUAAAAUUAUUUCUAUCAUAAGAACCAAAUAAAUAAACUUCCAUACCAAACUA